AUGGAUGUCGGCUGUUCACCGACUUCCGAAGAGAUCACUGCUUCACUUCCAGACGUCGGUCCUGUACAAUUACCAAAAGGAAAAAUAGUUGGCCAAAGAUGGAGGAUUGUAAAGAAGCUUGGUGAAGGCGGAUGCGGCUCUGUCUAUAAAGUGCAAGAUAUCAAAAAUCACAAUGCUGAAGCUGCUUUGAAAGCUGAAUCAAACUUUGUAGCAGGUGGAACAGUCUUGAAAUUGGAAGUACAGGUUGACGAAAACGCUAUCAGUAUCCAUAUUCUCUGA
Messenger RNA from Cooperia oncophora, 279 nucleotides. The record is from the annotation of a GenBank genome assembly. NCBI's taxonomy places the organism in Eukaryota, Metazoa, Nematoda, Chromadorea, Rhabditida, Trichostrongylidae.